GGACAGAAGAGGGGCCAGGCAGACACCCUGCAGUGGCCGUGUUCAAUCCCAUGUAGCAUCCCGGGGCUCUCCCUGCCUGGGGAGAACAGGGCUGGCCACUGUUCUCCAGCUCCUCAGCUCUGGCUGUGCUCCCUCUUUGCCAGAUCCAGCCCUGGACAAGACACAAGAGCAGGAACCCGGCCGUGGACACUUCCGCAAAACCCUGAAGAGUUUCCGGAAGUUCCUGCGCAUUCGCCGUAGGAAGACCGGCACCACAGCAGCUGAGGGCCCGGCCCAGCCUGACUCGGGGCUGACCGAGCUCCAUGGCAGAGCCUCAUGUCAGCCCAGAUUCGACUCAGCCCUCACAAGACUCAAUGAAUGAGGACAGGGCAAAGGCUAACGUGGCACUGACUGAGGAUGUGGCGAUCACUGGAGAGACUCAGGACAUGGCAAACACUGACACCAAACCAUAUUCAGCUGAGUGCUCAGAAGACACUGAGGCUCCAGUGAAUUCCAGUAAUCACAGGACAAAGGCUGAGAUGGCAGAGACAGAGGACCUGACCAUCACAAAUGCCAACACCAGAAUGACUCAGGGCAUCUCAAAUACUGCCACCAUGACUGUUCCCGUUAUGAUUCAUGCUCACCCUAAGGAUUUUUUUGAGGAAAGAACUAUUCCUAUUCAGCAGCAGGUGCCAGCCAUUGUAAGGAACAUUUACCAGAGGCUGCUGUCCAAUGUGAAUUUGGAUGCCAGGCUGAAAAUUGACAUUGUGAGGCUGGCUGAAGAACACCCUGAUGAUGUGGUGCUGACCCUCCUGCGCUGUGCCCCAACGUGUGACAGAGCUGCUGUAAUGAUCUGGAGAACCAUAGGAUCUUUGGGAUCAGCAGUGGAGAAAGUUCUGCCAACACUGCUCUGUGUGAUGGCAAAUUGGCCUGUGCACAGCAUAUGCACCUCUGAUGGGGAUGACAGGGAUGUUUUUGCCAUGGCUGCAGCUCUGGUGAUCUGGGUGAUUAUCCAGGUGCCCGAGUGCCACGAGGCCAUGAUCCUCUAUUCCUCCCGCCUGUUUGUGGCUCUGCUCUUCCAUGUUGUCAUCACCACACAGCAGAUGCCACCAGUGGAAGCUAGUAACUUCUGGAAAGCAUGCCAGGAGGAACACCGCCUUCCCAGCAAGCCCAACAGGUUUGCAGUGCAGGCCAUGAAGGCCCUGCUCUGCCGACUGCGGUGUGACAACGAGGUGAUGUCCAUGGAGCGGAAGCGUGGCUGGGACACGCUGCUGUGUGCUCAAACCCAGCACUAUGCCAUGGGUCUGCUGGCCAGGGAGAUGCGGCGUAACUUGAUCCCUCUGUGUUCUCGCAUCGCUGUCCACUUGCUCCGGCAGCUCAACAGGCAGGACCCAUCCUGGGAUCUGCCCUUCCUGGCAUUCCUUGUCGAGGUCCUCGAGUGCCUGGACUUGAGGGAAUGUGGUGGCAGUGUCCUCAAGAUCUUGUUGAGGUACCUGCACAGCAAGUGCAGGGAGCGGCAUCGCCUGGCGCUCAGAGCCCUCGUUGUGCUCAGCAAGGAUGCCUUGAUGGCCAGGAGAAUGUGCUGUCUCUCUCCAAGCCUUCUGGAACUGUUGGAUGAUGCAGAUGGAGAGGUGGUCAGCAUGUCCCUCCAUAUUUUCACGAAUGUGCUGCAGCACAAAGACAUCCUGGUAUCCAGCACCACUGCCCCAAAGCUGGCUGAGGCACUCCUGCUGCUCUUUGACCACGACAACAGCCAUGUGCAGGUGCUCUCCAUUGAACUCUUCCGCAAGGUGAUGGAACUGGUAGUGGACGAGGGGAAAAAGCCCCUGAAGACAAUUGUGAACAAGAGCCUCUAUGCACUUUUAAAACACGUUCAUUAUGAGAACUGCAACGUAGCAAAGGCCUCUCGGGAAACACUGCUUUGUGCGGCCGGGUUCCUGAAGAGGAGGGAUCUCGAACAGCUGCUGAAGAAGCAGCCGCCGUUGGAGGUCAAUGAGUGCCUGGUAAGGAGGGCAUGCAAGCCCCAGGCUCACUGUUCCCCUGCCCGCUGGGGCGCGCAGAGGCAGCACGGGCUCUUCUCCAGGCUCCCGUGGGCCCGAGCCGGGUGCCCGUGGAGCCCCGGCCCUGCGGGGCUGCGGGGUGGGCCGGCACCGCGGCUCCCCGGGCAGCAGCCGGCCCUCUGGCCCUCCCCUCGGGAGCCCGGCCCCAGCGGCUGCUGGCCGCGCCUCAGGGCUGCGCGGGCAGGGGAAGCCGGGGCCGGGCGCAGGCAGCGUCCGGCCGAGGGGCUGAGCCCGCGCCAAUCCUUCCUUCCCUCCCGCCGCUCUCUCCAGCUUGCAGAGGACAGGAGCAGAGCACCCGAGCACCUGCGCCGGGCCCUGCGCUACCUACAGAGACCACAGGAGCCCCUGCGAGAGGCAGCCAUCAGGUUCAUGGGCAUGGCCGGGCGGUGCCUGAGGAGGCAGCAGCAAGAGCUCCAGCUGAUGUGGUCAGCCCUUCAAGCCCGGAGGCCACGUGCCAGCCCAUCCUGCCCUGACUUGGAAAAUCAAGCCGAGUUUCCCCAAGGAGCUCAAGAAUUAGGGGCAUCUUCUGGAUCCAGUGAGCCGGUGUCCCAGGAAGAGCACCAGGAGACACCAAAGAUGACAUCAGCUCUCAGCGCUCCUGGAAGUCCUGGCACAGCUGAUGCUGGGCCCAGUUCUCAUGGCUUCAGUGCUCUCCCUCCCUAUUGACAGCUCCCUCCCUCCAGCCCUCAGACACUGCCCAUCCCCAUUUUUCCUCUCUCCUAUUCCUCCCUUUGAUAGCUCUGCCCCACCAGCCCUCAGACAAUCCAUUACCAUUUCUCUCUAUUCUCUCCCUCCCUGUUAAGGCUCCCUCCCUGCAGCCCUCAGAUAAUGCCCAAUUUUCCUCUCCUCUAUUCCUUCCUUUUGAUAGUUGUGACCCACCAGCCCUCAGCCUGUGGGUCCAUCACUACUUUUUCCCUCCACUCUCAGUCCCUGUUAAGGCUGCCAGCCUCCAGCCCCCCGACCCUGCCCAUCCCUUUUUUCCCUCCCUACUCAUCCCUUUGCUUUGCCGUAUAUUAAUAAACUGUUUGGCUUCUUCA
Messenger RNA from Haemorhous mexicanus (house finch), 3076 nucleotides. RefSeq lists its product as uncharacterized. The transcript is spliced from 14 exons. Lineage: Eukaryota; Metazoa; Chordata; Aves; Passeriformes; Fringillidae. Gene Ontology annotation, cellular component: cytoplasm. The record is from RefSeq and is a predicted model, not a curated record. Bases 303 to 2705 code for a protein of 800 amino acids.